AUGAACGACCCUGGUCUUGACGAUGCUAUCGCCGACGAGGCGGGAGCUUUAGAUCAUACUUCCAGUCACAAAAAGGAAAAUCCCGACCAAGAUGAAAAAUCUUCCGGACCCCAGUAUCCGCAAGCUGCUCGGUGGUGGCUUGCAAACACCGCGUACCCAUUGAUGGCUGGCACCUUUGGGCCAAUGGCUAGCGCGUUUAAUAUCUGUUCUCUCUCACAGCCAUGGCGAAUGGACCUCACCAGCAGUGGCGGGAUAGACGUAUCGGACCCCAAAUGGGUCACUUCGAUAAAUGCAGUCUCGUUGGUCUUCGCUCUAAUAGCCAAUCUGGCCCUCUCGCUCAACAUGGCGCGACGCAUUCGCUUCGAGAUUGCCCAGCCCAUCAUUAUUAUCGGGUGGUAUGUCUCGUCGGCGCUAUUGAUUAGCAUCCUCAUCCCAUUCGGCGUGAUGAUGUACAAGCCCGAGAACAACGGCCGCAUAUACGCCCAGAGCUACUACUACGGCGCCUUUGCCGCAGGAAUCUACUUUAUCAUUUCAUCCUUCAUGGUCGUAACGGGGUACGGCGCCUGGCGGGGCCACUACAGCCGCAAGUACAAUUUGACAACCAGCCAGCGGACGUUGAUGCUGCAGACGAUCAUUUUCUGCUUCUACCUUCUUGGCGGUGCAGCUGUCUUCGCCAGAAUAGAGCACUGGCGUUUUCUAGACGCUCUCUACUGGGCAGACUACACGCUACUCACUAUUGGAGUUGGUAACUUUGCGCCAACCACACAUCUCGGCCGUGGACUUCUCUUCCCAUAUGCGGUUGGAGGAAUCAUUAUCUUGGGUCUCAUCAUCUCCUCAAUGCGAACUCUCAUGCUCGAAAAGGGUCGCCAGAAGAUCGGCGAUAUUUUAACAAAUCACACGCACGACUUCCUCACCAAACAAGCUUUUUCCGAUCGUUCUCGUCUACACGGAAUUGUACCGUCCCUCGACGCAAACAACGCCGAAGCAGAAGGAAGGAGUGAGCGAGAACAGCGCAAAAUGGAAUUCAUUGCCAUGCGCCAGGUGCGAAAGCUAGCAACAGUCCAACACAAGUGGAUAUCUCUUCUUGUGUCGUUCACGCUUUGGAUGACGAUGUGGCUUAUCGGCGGUGUGGUCUUCUGGCGCUCCGAAUCGCACGCGCAAUGGUCAUAUUUCCAGGCUCUGUACUUUGCAUACACGACUCUCCUGACUAUCGGAUACGGUGAUCUAUACCCGAUCAGCAGUUUGGGGAAGUCGUUCUUUGUGUUCUGGUCUCUCCUUGCUGUUCCAACCAUCACGAUUCUCAUAUCGAGUAUCGGUGACACGCUAAUCCGAUUGGUUCGAGAUGUUACUCUUUUCAUCGGCGAGAUCACGAUCUUGCCAGGCGAUCAAUCCUUCGUCGACCGGAUCAAGGAUUUAUCGAAGAUUUCUUGGGUCGGGUGGUGGCUGGACGAGACAACGGGCGAGAAUAAAGAAAAGAACCGACGUGGGUCUGGGAGCGACUACGGCCGCACGCCUCUCGAGGCCGAGGAGCAGAAGAAGGAAAAGCAAGCCCAGGAGCGCGGCGAUGUCGCGGCGGAAAACAUCCAUCACUAUCACUAUCUGAUCUUUCGCGAGUUGCGCAAAAUGAUGGAACACGCUUCCAGCAACCCUUCCAAGGAGUUCGAUUAUUUGGAGUGGGAGUACUUUCUUGAUUUGAUCGGUGGCGCGAACAGGCUUAACGGAGAUGGAGAUGCGGAGAAGUCUCAGACUCGCGAUUGGAACUGGCUUGAUAAGAAAAAUCCUUUGCUUGGACACAAGACUGAAGUUGAAUGGUUGCUUGGGGCUUUAACAGACGCCCUUGGCCGGGAGUUAAAAAGGGCAAGUCAGGUUCACUCUUCGGCUGAAAGCUCAGAUGGGUCAAAGGAGAUCGAUGAAAAGUGA
Molecule: messenger RNA, 1920 nt
Organism: Penicillium soppii
Lineage: Eukaryota; Fungi; Ascomycota; Eurotiomycetes; Eurotiales; Aspergillaceae
Product: potassium channel family protein
Exons: 3
Coding region: 1-1920 (639 amino acids)
Biological process (GO): stabilization of membrane potential; potassium ion transmembrane transport
Cellular component (GO): membrane
Molecular function (GO): potassium ion leak channel activity
Source: RefSeq, a predicted model, not a curated record